AUGCUUGUCACAAGCCCAACCUAUAUGUCCAGCCAUGGUGUAGCGUGCACCCAAGUUCAGGUCCGUUGCCGAACAGGGAGGUCUGCCCAGGCAUCAGACAGGAGAAGACGUACGUCCUGGAGCUCUUCCGGCACGCUCGGAAAGCUGACCAAAUCUAAGCCCCAUCGUUGCGGAGGCCGAUUCACCAGUCAGCAGAUCUACGACCAACUCCGCUGGGCGCAAGCCGAGGUCUGGCGCCUGUCUCGAGAAGUCGAGGACGCGACCGACAUGUUCCACCAGGAGCAGGAGGACUCGGUGGCAUGGGAGGAGCUGCGUGACCUGCAGCGGCAGGAGGAGUAG
This is a messenger RNA of Trichosporon asahii var. asahii CBS 2479, 339 nucleotides long. RefSeq lists its product as uncharacterized. Bases 1 to 339 code for a protein of 112 amino acids. The transcript has 2 exons. NCBI's taxonomy places the organism in Eukaryota, Fungi, Basidiomycota, Tremellomycetes, Trichosporonales, Trichosporonaceae. The record is from RefSeq and is a predicted model, not a curated record.